CGUCACCGGCUAACGAGGAAGUGGAUCAAUUCCCGCCCUCUUUAGUUACUUGGUUUGGUUUCACUGCGUAUUUGUUUUUAUGAGCAGUGAUGAGGCGGACAAGAAGUUCUCAAAGCAAAACUUUGCAACAAAAUGAAGAAGUUCAGUCUCAAAAAGUUUGGCAGUGGCAGGGAGAUGAAGGUCAGUGGGAACAAUACUCGUCGUCGGACUGCGCCUUGUUGGACUCGGCCGUCGCUGCGGGGAGAACCACAGUCUCUCUGACUUUGGGCUCUGGCGUGGUCUACAAAGUGAACCUAAAGAAUAUGGUCCAAGUCAAUCCUAUCAGCAAGUACAAGAGGAAAAUUCGCUUUCAGCCGAUGAAAGCAGAAGGUUCUGGUGACACCGGUGACAUCGGCGCCCCAAAUGAUGAUCCAGUUGAAGUGAAACAGGAAGAGGAGGAGAACGAUGAGCAGCCAGCUGAGAGAGGCAAGAGGAAACGAAGCCAGAGCAAGAGUGAGGGGAAAUCUAACAGACGACUCAAAGGAGAAACGCAGGAAGAAGAAAUUGUGAAGACGGUGGUCAUGAAGGGAAAAGCUCCAGUGGAUACAGAAUGCAAAGCCAAGCUUGGGAAGGCUCAUGUUUACAGUGAAGGAGGUGAUGUGUACGACGUGAUGAUGAACCAGACCAACCUUCAGUUCAACAACAACAAAUAUUACCUGAUGCAGCUGCUGGAGGACGACGCUUCCAAGACAUUCAGUGUGUGGAUGAGGUGGGGCAGAGUGGGAAAAGUGGGUCAAAACAGCCUGACGGCAUGCGGUGGAGAUCUAUUAAAGGCCAAAGAUAUCUUCAAGAAGAAGUUUUUUGACAAAACCAAGAACGAGUGGGAGCACAGAGCGAGCUUUGAGAAGGUGCCUGGCAAGUACGACAUGGUUUACAUGGACUACAGUACAAGUUCAAAGGAAGAGAAAGAGGACCAGCCCGUGGCCAAAGUGUCAAAGAAGACCUCCAAGCUGGACAUGAAGGUCCAGUCUCUCCUUGAGCUCAUCUGUGACCUCAAAGCCAUGGAGGAGGUUGUUCUGGAAAUGAAGUUUGACACUCGCAAAGCUCCCCUUGGCAAGCUGACGUUAGAGCAGAUCAGCGCGGGCUACACGGCACUUAAGAGGAUCGAGGCGUGUUUGAAGCGUAAAGAUGGCGGCCGCGAUCUGGUGGAAGCCUGCAACCAGUUCUACACCCGCAUCCCGCACGACUUUGGACUGAAAACUCCACCCCUCAUUCGGACAGAAGAGGAGCUGAAGGCUAAAAUUGAGCUGUUGGAGGCUUUGAGGGAUAUUCAGAUUGCAGUCAAAGUGGUUCAGAACAGCGAAAACUGCGACGAGCAUCCUCUGGACCGACAGUACCGCUCCCUCAACUGCCAGCUGUACCCUCUAGAUCCCCUCAGCCAGGAGUACAAGGUGAUUGAAAAAUACCUGCAGUCCACUCACGCCCCUACCCACUGUGACUACACUAUGAGCGUGCUGGACAUCUUCACCGUGGACAGAGACGGCGAGAGGGACCACUUCCUGUCACAAAUACACAACAGGAUGCUGCUCUGGCACGGGUCUCGCCUCUCUAACUGGGUCGGCAUCCUCAGCCAGGGGCUCCGAGUGGCACCGCCCGAAGCUCCCGUCACUGGUUACAUGUUCGGCAAAGGCAUCUACUUUGCCGACAUGUCAUCAAAGAGCGCCAACUACUGUUUUGCCAGAAACCACGACCAAGUCGGGCUGCUGUUGCUCUGCGAGGUCGCCCUGGGAGACUGUAACGAGCUUCUGGACUCCAACUACAAUGCUAACAACCUGCCGGUUGGAAAACACAGCACCAAGGGCGUUGGACAGACUGGACCUGACCCCAAAAACUCGGUUACCCUGAACGGAGUGACCGUGCCGAUGGGGCCGGGCGUGAAGACGGCGGCGGUGGCAGGCAGGGGGAGCGGUUACUUGCUCCUCUACAACGAGUUCAUCGUCUACAACCCAGCCCAGACACGCAUGCGCUAUCUGCUCCGUAUCAAAUUCAACUACUCAUCGCUGUGGUGAUGGACGACUCGGCUAAAUAAUGCAGCUGAAACAAAUUUAGCUUUUUAUUUAACAGAAUGAGGUCAUUUCAAACAUCACAUUGGUGAUUUGAUGUGUCUUACUGCUCAAUAUUGUUGAAGAACGUGAUUUACGGUUUAAGGCCAUGUCCACACAAUUGCAGCUAUUCUUAGAAUGGUAUGUCAAGGUACUGUAUAUAAUGUCCUGUAGGUCGCUGAACACAAUAGUUUGCAAAAAUGCAUGUGGCUUUUCCCCCCAAAAUCUCCAAUCUUCUGAUUGGCUAAUUGGUUUGGCAAGCAUUAGCUUUUAAAAGUUACUUAUGGACAUAGCCUUAAUUCAUUGUAUAAUGCAGUGAGUGUAAAAGGAGCGUUGUUGAUCAUCCAUUUUUAAACAGAAAGAAAAAUAAAGGAAAAUUUGAGUCUUUCACCGCCUCCCGAGCA
This is a messenger RNA of Doryrhamphus excisus (bluestripe pipefish), 2485 nucleotides long. It is a transcript of the gene parp2, whose product is annotated as poly (ADP-ribose) polymerase 2. The record is from RefSeq and is a predicted model, not a curated record. Gene Ontology annotation, cellular component: nucleolus. Gene Ontology annotation, biological process: protein poly-ADP-ribosylation; double-strand break repair. Gene Ontology annotation, molecular function: zinc ion binding; NAD+ poly-ADP-ribosyltransferase activity. NCBI's taxonomy places the organism in Eukaryota, Metazoa, Chordata, Actinopteri, Syngnathiformes, Syngnathidae.